Messenger RNA from Monomorium pharaonis (pharaoh ant), 2532 nucleotides. It is a transcript of the gene Rsph4a, whose product is annotated as radial spoke head protein 6 homolog A. Bases 480 to 2252 code for a protein of 590 amino acids. Gene Ontology annotation, biological process: cilium movement involved in cell motility; cilium assembly; axoneme assembly. NCBI's taxonomy places the organism in Eukaryota, Metazoa, Arthropoda, Insecta, Hymenoptera, Formicidae. The transcript has 11 exons. Gene Ontology annotation, cellular component: radial spoke; axoneme. The record is from RefSeq and is a predicted model, not a curated record.
UUUAUACUUUAAAUAGAACCUUCUGUUAUACAUUAAACUAUUAAAUAUUUUCAAUCUUUUUGUAUAACUGUUUGCGUUUUCACAUUUUCACUCGAAAAUAAAUUGUUUGAUAUAAAUAUGUAGGAAACGUAAAAACGUUUAUCUUAAUUGUCAUUCUAUUUACUUUCGACGAAGCUGAUUAGCAUUUUUACCAAAGUGUGAUGUGUUGAAAUAAUUAGGUCAUUAGAUAAGAUUUUAUAUUUUUGUAACAGCAAUCACAGUGAUUUCGCGCCACAGGAUGGCUAUGGACGGAAGAAACGGAUGAAUAGCGUCGAUUAAAAAAAAUCAGUUGGCGCUGAUAUAAGUUACCAAACGAUGACAAAGCUUGCGUAGUGGUUACAUUACUGCGAUAAUAUUACAGAGUAUCCGGCGAUGUGACAUCUCAUGCAAUUUUGCGAGCUAACUGCAUGCAGUGAGACGUGGAAAAUAACAUAAUAAGAAUGGCAUAUUCUUAUAUCGUAGGAGAAGCACCUUCCGACGACGUUCCCAGCGUGAAGCACGAUAUCCGACGCGCCAAGAUAUUUCUUCAGAAACACAGCACGGGAUCGGGUGACAGUUUAUAUGACCAUUUAAUCGAACUUUUGGCAAAAAUAUUGGCCGAACAGCCACAAAACGCUAUUGAUAUUUUUGAAGAAUAUAGCAGAAAAUUGAAGGAAGAGAGAUUGAAGAUUAAGACAAAUUAUCUUCGAGAUUUAUUCAUACCACCUGUGCAGUACGAUGAUGCUAAGGAGCUUAUUAAGCUUUUCCAGGAAGUAAAGCGGAUUGACGAAGGUGAGCAGGAGAUGAUAGGGAAUGAGGAGGGCGAUAUGAAAAAGAAGCAUUUUAACAUGUUGGAUAUAUUAUUCUACUUUGAACAGACGGGUGUAGGAUUGCCGCGACACGAAAUAAUAUUACUUAAUUUAUCGAUUCGGAAACUCGCCUCAACAAUGCCACUUAAAAAUAUUAGAUUUUGGGGUAAAAUACUUGGAAAAUCUAAAAAUUAUUAUAUACUGGAAGCUGAACUUCAAGCGGAUGAACUUGCUCGAAGAUUAGAACAAAAGGAACAUGAAAUACAAUCUAGAAAAGGAAACGAGGAAAACGAAGUCGAAACAGCUGCAAAAUUUGCGAAAGAAGAAGCGAUAAAAAUUGAGAAGAACGAUCUGGAAAGAACUGUUGAAACACUGGAAAGUCCGCGCGAAGAUAUGUUAGAAGGAAAGCCUUUGCAACUUAUCUUUCCACCAUUACCUGUUACUUCAUGGAGAUCAUUGCCGGAAAUACCAAUAGAGAGAAUCGGAAGCGGUCUUAAUAAAAAAGUGUAUUUUGUGUGCAACGCGCCUGGAUUAGACGAGUGGAUCGAACUUCCAACGGUUACACCGCAACAGAUAGUAAUUGCACGACAGAUUGUUCGAUACUGUACGGGAAACUUGGAGACACCGAUUUACAGUUUUCCGCCAUUUCCUGGUACCGAAAAGAAUUAUCUUCGUGCACAAAUUGCAAGGAUCAGUGCGACUACUCACGUUUCGCCGAUUGGUUUCUUCACAUUCGGUGGAGAAGACGAAGAUGAAUUAAUAAAAGAAGAAAGAAAAGAAAAAGAAGAGUUAUCAGAAAAUAUUAAUUACGAUCCACUGCCAAUCAAGGAUCUCGUAGAUUCUUCCAUGUCAAAUUGGUGUCAUUUUAGUCCGUAUAUUCUUAAACAAGGAAGAACUGUAUGGUGGAAUCUUGAGGAGGAAGAUAAUGUCAAUAAAGUAUUCGAAGAAGAAGAGGAAGAAAUCGUGGAGGAAGAUGAUGUAAAGAUGAUGGAGAAAGAAAUCGGACCUCCUCUUUUAACUCCUUUAUCUGAGGAUGCUAUUGUUGACUCCGUGUUACCAUGGACUGCUAAACAAUCAUCAUACAUACAACCAGACAUUGCGGUAGCUUUAGUUAGGUCAAAUAUCUGGCCUGGAGCAUUCGCAUUCGCAGCAGAAAAACGUUUCGCUACUAUGUAUAUUGGUUGGGGCCACAAAUACAAUGCAUAUAAUUAUAGUCCUUCUAAUGUACCACCUGUUCAAGAUCAAUAUAAAAUGGGAUCAGAAAUUAUGGAAAUUCGUGAUCCUACUGUCCAAGAAGAAGAAGCAUAUCAAUUAACCCAUUUACCACCAACAGUACUAAAGGAAAUAUUAGAUGAAGAGGACGAGGGAAAAAAGGAAGAAGAAGAAGAAAUAGAUGAUGAUGAUGAGGAGGAAGAUGAUGAAUAACAUUUCUUGCAUAUUAUCACAUAUAAUACAUUUAUUACAUUUCUAAAUUUCUGUCUUACAUAUUACAUAAAUAUUUCUCCAAGUAUAAGCCAGAAUCAUGUAAUUUAAUGUACUAAUAAUAAUAAUAAUAAUAAUAAUAAUAAUAUAAUUUUACCUUUUCAAAACGUAUUUCAAAUUAUUAUUAUGUACUCGUAUUAAAUGUGUAAAUAUAUGUAUAUACAUACGUAUACAUACUAUAAAAUCCAUAUGUAUAUGAGUGUGUGUGUUUAAAUAAUAAUAA